AGGAGGGGCUGUGGCGAACCCGGGGUGAGACGUCACGUCAGCCUGCCGGCCUGUCAAUCUUCUGAGCAAAGCUGGGAGCGAGGGGUGAAGCGAAGCCUGGGCUAUCCCCAAUCUCGGAACUUAUCCUCCAUGGCGCUAAGGUUACCCAGCCGGAUAUUUCUGCAAUGCAGACGCUGUGUGACAAACUUCUGUGAUACUCGAGCACAGAGCACUAGUGCACCUGUGCCAAAAGAAAAAGAAGGGAAGCCCUUGGUGAACGGAUCAAAAGUUCCAAAAGCCCAGUUUGACUGGCGUGAUGCCCUACAGCUGGAAAGGCUCCUGACUCAGGAGGAAAUAAUGAUCCGGGACUCAUUUCGUGCCUAUUGCCAGGAAAAGUUGAUGCCCAGGAUCCUCAUGGCCAAUCGAAAUGAAG
Python bivittatus (Burmese python) is the source of this 412-nucleotide messenger RNA. The record is from RefSeq and is a predicted model, not a curated record. NCBI's taxonomy places the organism in Eukaryota, Metazoa, Chordata, Lepidosauria, Squamata, Pythonidae.